Molecule: messenger RNA, 618 nt
Organism: Penicillium coprophilum
Lineage: Eukaryota; Fungi; Ascomycota; Eurotiomycetes; Eurotiales; Aspergillaceae
Product: protein transporter TIM23
Exons: 2
Coding region: 1-618 (205 amino acids)
Biological process (GO): protein import into mitochondrial matrix
Cellular component (GO): TIM23 mitochondrial import inner membrane translocase complex; mitochondrial inner membrane
Molecular function (GO): transmembrane protein transporter activity
Source: RefSeq, a predicted model, not a curated record
AUGUCGAUCUGGGACUCCCUCAGCGGCCGCAAGCAAAACCAAGGGCCCGAAGCCUUCGACCCUUCAAGCGCGCAAGAUGCUACAUCCUUCCUCUCCGAGGUCGCUAUUCCCGAUCCCUCUCGCCUCCAUCCCCUGGCUGGUCUGAACCAGGAUACCCUCGACUACCUCUCUCUUGAUGACUCCGCUCUUGAUAACCUCCCCGGCUCCCGAUCAGUGCUGCCAUCUCGAGGAUGGUCAGAUGACCUUUGUUAUGGUACCGGAACUACCUACCUCGUUGCACUCGCUACUGGAGGUGCAUGGGGACUUGCAGAAGGAUUGAAAAAGACACCAGCUACGGCAGCGCCGAAAAUUCGUCUCAAUGCUGUACUCAACUCGGUUACCCGUCGCGGUCCCUUCCUCGGAAACUCGGCUGGUGUUGUGGCUAUGGUCUACAACGGAAUCAACUCCGGCCUCGGAGUCGUGCGAGGCAAGCACGAUGCAUCUAACAGCAUCGUGGCCGGCGCAUUGAGCGGCAUGGUCUUCAAGAGCACACGCGGACUCAAGCCCAUGAUGAUCUCCGGCGGCAUUGUGGCUUCCAUUGCUGGUGCCUGGGCUGUGACACGAAAGGCUUUCUUCUAG